AUUACCACGCCGCUUGCUGCUACCUGAUUUUUACAGAUUUUGCUACGUUGACAUUAUUUAGUCGCCUACCUCCCGUUUGUUUCAGCCGCGUUAAUUUUUGCGUCUUCGCUUGAGUCUGCCUAAUGAGUAGUCACAUAACGAUCGAGUGAGCCGGCGUGACGUCGUAUUCAUCGUGUGACUGGUUCACAACACCUAGUCCGGCAUCGUGUCCUAGACAUCGUAGUCGUCAAAGAUGCAGCGACCCAUCGACGAAUACCGUCAGCCCUGGGAGAGCAACGAGCACUGGGAGUUGCGGCGCGAGUUUAUCGUCGCCAACCAGGGUCGAUUCAGCGAGAACCGGGUGCUGUGCCUGGCGCAGGCGUUCGCCAACGUCGAGCUUCUCGGGUGCACUUACCCGGCCCCGGUGAUGGCUCAGGUGAACGAGCUGGCCAAGAACGUCUCCUCCCUGUCGGUGGUGCAGGAGAAGCGGCGCGAAAACAGCCGCGUCCUCUUCGUCAAGGGCGAAGACGACGACGCCAAGAGGAGGAAGAGUUCGUCCCUGGGCACCUACACCCGCGCACCCCGGUACGAUGACCAGUCCCGGAUGAGAGCCGCGUCUUUCUUCCAGCGCUAAGAACACCCAGACUUCACUACGUGCGCGUUCUGAGAAGGCAACAACGCCGCCGUUCAUUGUAUAGCACCAAGCUGGUGACUCGAGUUCACGAUUGUGACUUGCUGCUCAGUUGCACGCAUGACUGUUUCGCGAGAAGGGCCAGCCCGUAAAAUUGUGAAAUUGUUUUGUGUGCGACUUACAGUGGUGCCGAGACGCAUUGAUUUAUAUCGGGAGGCUUAAAAUCCCUGUCUCGAUGGCAUGAUCAUAAAAUUUAGCGUGAUGCUGUGUAAAGUACGCAUCUUUCUUGUUGAUACGAGCGUGUACAUCGUUUCGAGUUUUUGUACUUGGGCCAUUGUACAUAGUUCAUACGGCGAAUGUUGAUCAGCGUGAUCUUGCGUUUGACUGUGUGAAUGCAGUAAUUUCACCGCAGCAUUUCCCUCUUUAAAUAUCUGUAUAUUUAGCAAAACAAAGAACGCAACA
Molecule: messenger RNA, 1072 nt
Organism: Rhipicephalus sanguineus (brown dog tick)
Lineage: Eukaryota; Metazoa; Arthropoda; Arachnida; Ixodida; Ixodidae
Product: partner of xrn-2 protein 1
Exons: 1
Coding region: 233-613 (126 amino acids)
Source: RefSeq, a predicted model, not a curated record